Molecule: messenger RNA, 1139 nt
Organism: Atta colombica
Lineage: Eukaryota; Metazoa; Arthropoda; Insecta; Hymenoptera; Formicidae
Gene: ClpP
Product: ATP-dependent Clp protease proteolytic subunit
Exons: 4
Coding region: 151-855 (234 amino acids)
Biological process (GO): protein quality control for misfolded or incompletely synthesized proteins
Cellular component (GO): endopeptidase Clp complex
Molecular function (GO): ATPase binding; ATP-dependent peptidase activity; serine-type endopeptidase activity
Source: RefSeq, a predicted model, not a curated record
UUUGACAUGGAAUUUUUAUAUUUCUUAUAGCGUAAUAAGUCAUUUGUCCUUACACAGAGCUAUUGUAAUUGCCCCCAUAUCUCAUUACGUAAAUUCUCUUAUUGAGAAACAUUCCUUUUAAAAUAAUUAUUUUGCUACCAUUCUGUCAUAAUGUUGCAAAAAAUACAUAGGUUACUACAGAUCACGGCUUAUGGACCGAAAGUAAGCAAUAGAUAUUUAAACUUUGUUCCAAUUGUAGUGGAACAAAGUGGACGUGGUGAACGUGCAUAUGAUAUUUAUUCGCGUCUCCUGAAAGAAAGGAUUAUUUGUCUUAUGGGUCCAGUCACAGAUGUUGUAGCUUCUGCAAUAAUUGCUCAACUUCUUUUUCUUCAGUCGGAAAGCAGUAAAAAUCCGAUUCACUUGUAUAUUAAUUCACCUGGUGGGAGUGUAACAGCAGGACUUGGAAUAUAUGACACUAUGCAAUAUGUCCUUCCGCCUAUUUCUACAUGGUGUGUGGGUCAAGCGUGUUCUAUGGCAAGUCUACUUUUAGCAGCUGGAACCAAAGGUAUGCGUCAUUCUUUACCAAAUGCUAGAAUCAUGAUACAUCAACCAUCAGGAGGUGUACAAGGACAAGCUACAGAUAUUCAGAUACAAGCUACAGAAAUCCUGAAACUGAAACAACAAAUCAAUGAACUAUAUGUGAAACAUACUGGACAAAAUUUAGAAGAAAUAGCAAAGAGUAUGGAAAGAGAUAAUUUUAUGAGCCCACCACAAGCCAAAGAAUUUGGAAUUAUAGAUAAAGUAUUGGCCCAUCCUAUGCAAGAAGAAACUGUAAAGACAACAAUGAAAACGGAUAAUGUAUUGAAAAAACCUUAAUACUACUGAAUAGGAAAGAUACAUGGGUUCGAUUUUAUUGAUAUGUUGUAAUAAAUUUAUUAAAAAGAUGUAUCAUUAUUUAAUAAUAAUAAACUAUUUAUAAAACAAUUAUAAAUUGUAUCCUAUUCAACUGAAAAUGAUAUAUUCACUUUCAAAUUGGCAUAUAUAAAACAUACUAAUUUAUAACAGCAAUAUGAAUGAGUAUUAAAAUGUGUAUAUUUCUUCAGAGUAUUCUUCAAACAAGUAUAUUGAUAUAAAAGCAAGUGUCCAACUUGCAAAAUAUU